AUGCGUCGCACCGCGGCGUCCUCGCUCCGAGCCUCGCGCCGGCAUGCCCUCCGUCCUUGCCCUCAUUCGACGCGCUCGCGUCACACUGACUCGCAUCUGGGGACUACCGUCACCCAGGCGGACGACCCAUUGGUGCAGAUCACAACCCUUCCAAACGGCAUUCGAGUUGCGACAGAGAGCACGCCCGGCCAUUUCUCUUCACUCGGUCUUUACGUCGAUGCAGGUUGCAGGUAUGAGACCUCUUCUAACCUGGGCGUAAGCCAUUUCAUCGACCGUAUGGCUUUCAAGACGACCCAUCACCGUAGCUCCGACCAGAUCACCCAGGACAUCGACUCAUUAGGCGGCCAGAUCAUCUGCUCUUCUGCACGCGAGUCGAUCAUGUACCAGUCCUCCCACUUCAAUCAGGGUACACCGCUCGCCCUCAACCUCAUCGCCGACACGGUUCUUAACUCCGCAUUCCUUCCGGAAGAGCUCGACGCGCAGCGCGAAGCGGCACGCUAUGAACUUCGCGAAGUGAGCUCCAAGCCCGAGAUGAUUCUCCCUGAGAUACUCCACGAAGUGGCGUACGGCAACCAAGACCUCGGCAACCCCCUCCUCUGCCCCGAAAACCGGAUAGACCUCAUUGACGGCAAGAUGAUGCGUGAGUUCAUGCAGGAGCGCUACUCCCCGGGACGCAUGGUUUUCGCGGGCGCAGGCAUGCCCCACGAAGAGCUCGUCCAGCUCGUCCAGAAGCACUUCCCCAUAUCCGCGCCCAGCAUCGAUGCCGCACGGUCUACACUCAUCUCGCCGAAAGUGCCCUCUCACCUUCUCAUGUCGUCCCAAACGUCAACACCCAUCUUCAACAAGCUCUCCACCCGGUCGCAGUCCUCGUUCAUGAGCAGUACGCCCAGUUUACCAAAGUCAACGUACACGGGCGGGCAUCAUUUUAUCUAUGACUCGAAUUCGGAGUUCAACCAUCUCUAUCUCGCAUACGAGGGCGCGGGGAUUCACGGAGACGAUGUUUACGCUACGGCGGUUCUGCAGAUGUUGUUAGGAGGCGGGGGUAGCUUCUCAGCAGGCGGCCCCGGGAAGGGCAUGUACUCGCGUCUAUACACCUGGAUCCUCAACCGACUCCCGCAGGUUGAUCACUGCGCCUCCUUCCAUCACAUCUACGCAAACUCUUCGCUAUUCGGCCUGUUCGCCUCCUUCCACCCGAAGAUGGGCCGUCAGGUCAACAACCCCUCGAACCUCCUCCCCCACCUCGUCCAUCAGCUGAGCCUCUUCCUCUACGACCCUGCAUCGCGAUUCGCGGAAGACCUCCCACGCGCCAAGAACCAGCUCAAGUCGAGCUUAAUGAUGUCACUCGAGAGCCGCGCGGUCGGGGUCGAGGAUCUCGGUCGGCAGAUCCUGAUGCUCGGCCGCAAGGUCCCCGUGCAGGAGAUGUGCGAUAAAAUCGAUGCGGUCGACCACCCCACCCUUGUCCGCAUUGCCAACCGCCUCUUUGGUCCCCACUCUGGCGCGAAGCCUACGGUUCUCGUCAUGGGCCGCCAGGACGUCGGAGACUACGCGUCCGUGCUCCAGAAGUAUGGCGUCAGUGCCGGGUGA
Epithele typhae is the source of this 1584-nucleotide messenger RNA. RefSeq names its product Metalloenzyme, LuxS/M16 peptidase-like protein. Gene Ontology annotation, molecular function: metalloendopeptidase activity; metal ion binding. The record is from RefSeq and is a predicted model, not a curated record. Gene Ontology annotation, cellular component: mitochondrion. Lineage: Eukaryota; Fungi; Basidiomycota; Agaricomycetes; Polyporales; Epitheliaceae. Bases 1 to 1584 code for a protein of 527 amino acids. The transcript is spliced from 4 exons.